AUGUCGACAUGGUUGGAUACACCUACAUAUGCUGCUCAGUUCAAUUCAUCAGAAGAUUUCAAUGGUUCGGUGCCUCGACCCGAUGACUUCCCGGAAAUAGCGGAGGAGUCGAGAAGCUAUUGGAUCCGUGAGCACCGUAUUGAUCUCGACCAUACGCAGGUAGAUACACAUCUUCCAACCAAUGUCGACGUAGUCAUCAUUGGUUCAGGUAUUACUGGCGCUGUAGCGGCCUUGCGCAUCUCCGAAAAGAAACCUGAACUUCGUACUGCCCUUGUCGAAGCCCGUGGUAUCUGCACAGGUGCAACCGGCAGGAAUGGGGGUUUCAUCGCACGCCCUGAAUGCUACCAUCUCGUCAAAACUGCGAAAAUCAUUGGUACUGAGGACGCAAUCAAGCUUAGAAAAUUUGGCAAUAUCAACCGAGAUAUGAUGCUUGAUUGCAUUGAAAAGUUGGGUCUGAGCGAAGAUGUGGAUCUGCGUUUGAACGGCAAUAUCAAUGUAUUUGAGACUCAGGAAGAGAAGGAUAACGCUCUCGAGGACAUAAAAUUCGCCAAAGAGAAUGGAUUCGAACCUGAGGGGUACUAUCUGGACCCUGAAGCCACAACAAAGAAAUUUGGCUUGGAUGCGGAGCUAUGCCGAUACGGUUCGGCAUUACUCGAGAGAGCUGGCACGUUCUAUCCCCGUAAAUUUGUUCACAACCUCCUUCUAACGGCUCUGGAGCGUAUGCCAAAUCUCACCAUCCAUCCAUACACGCCCGUAGAAGCCGUGCGUAAAGUAGAAACCCCCGAUGUUCAAUAUGAAAUCCGCACCCCUCGGGGCACCAUAACCUCCAAGGCCGUCUUCCAUGCUACGAACGCAUAUGCGGGUAACAUUUGUCCCCCAUUGAAAGGCAGCAAUGGCGUGUUUGGUGCAAAGGCUCAUCUCUUGGCGCUAAGUCCAAACACCCCAGGAAAUAGGGAUAAACAACUGAAAUACGGGUUUGGUUACGCCGACUUCUGGCAUUACUUGCAUCAACGUCCGGCUCAUGGCUCUUUUCUUUACGGCCUUGCUGAUGCUGAGAUUCUGAACGAUUAUGACGAUUCUAUUACGCUGCCAACCGACCACCCGGUACGGGCAAAAAUGGCCGAAAUGUUGGAGCGCAAUUUCCCGGAUUGGUUCGAGAAUUUGGAUCUUUCAAAGGACGUAACCCAUGACUGGACAGGUAUCCAAGGCCUGACAAUGACCGGGGCCAGUAUUGUAGGCCGGCCUUCAAUAGAAAGUCCUGGUGAAUUUGCUAGCGUGGGUCAUAAUGGCGAGGGCAUGGGAAGAUGUUUUGCCAGUGGAACAGUUGCUUCAGAUGCGAUGUUGGCUUAUUUGGAUGGGUCUGAAUACAGCCCGCCAGAUUGGUUUCCCCAUUGUUACCGUAGAAAUAUCUAG
Molecule: messenger RNA, 1413 nt
Organism: Aaosphaeria arxii CBS 175.79
Lineage: Eukaryota; Fungi; Ascomycota; Dothideomycetes; Pleosporales
Product: FAD dependent oxidoreductase
Exons: 2
Coding region: 1-1413 (470 amino acids)
Cellular component (GO): cytoplasm
Molecular function (GO): oxidoreductase activity
Source: RefSeq, a predicted model, not a curated record